CCAUUUUGACAUUUUAGUUGAGAUACAAAUUUUCAGUGUAACUUUAUUUUCAACAACUUCGGUUCGUUUAAUAUUCUUGUGCAUAUUCUGCAGAAAUAUGCUAAAAAUAAAAACGAAGGCUACAUGAGAUUCUUUUCGUAUUAAAAAUAUUUAAGUGUGAACGUAAGCCAUAUUUUGCAACGAUUGCAAAUAAAAAAAUAGCAUACGCAUACGUCAAUUAACAGCUGAGCGAAAACUGGUGUGAAGUGGAAUAUCAAUAAAAAUAAAAUAUUUGUGUUUUGUAUAUGUAUCUGAACCGCAGUUCAACAUUUGCGUAUUUUUGUAAGCAACAGUCAAUACGUCAUUUCCAUUGAAGGCACGUAGUUUGCUUUGUAUUUGUUUUAGUCAUCCUUGAUAAGCGCGUCAACGACCGUUCUGCUAAUAUUGGAAUUUAGUUGCAGUUUAAACCAAAAAUAAGCCGAAGAUGCUAAAACUUGCUGCACAAGGCAUUGCACCGCGCAUCGUUGCUAACUUGGCAGGUAGCACACAGGGUAGUUGCCAACAUGUGUCGCCUGGCGUCAAUGCGGCUUUGCAGAAGUUCAUUUCGUCAAGUCACUGUUGUGACCGCAAAGUGAAUAUCAAAGACCACUACGAAUUCGAUCAAAAGGUAAUAAACAGCGACAAUCCGGUGGUUGUCAAUUUCCAUGCAGAAUGGUGUGAUCCAUGCAAAAUACUCACACCGAAAAUGAGCGAACUCUUGGACAAUUCUGAAGAAAUCGAUUUGGCUACCAUAGAUGUGGAUACAAACUCUGAUUUAGUGGAGACGUUCGAAGUAAAAGCCGUGCCUGCCGUACUCGCUUUCCGUAAUGGCGUCGUGGUUGACAAAUUCAUUGGACUAGUGGAUGCAAAUAGCAUAGAGAAUCUGAUUAACAAGCUAAAACGCAAGAAAAAACCAGUCGACGAUACUGCCGUGAACACGCAGGACAAAUAAAUUGCUCAAAAAUGUAUUUCAAGCGUGCUGAAUAGAUGGCAAACAAGAAUUGAAAAGAAACGAUGAUUAAUUAUAAUUGUGUAUUUCGUAUGUAAGUCUUUAUUUACACAUUGUAUUUUCCUGGUAGAAUUAGUAUGUAUAAUUUUUAUUACACUCAUUACAAUGAGGUUUACAUUUUAUUCUUCUCUUUAUUAUUUUAAAGUACGUAAUACGAUUUUAUAACAUUUGACAUAAUGUGCGAUAUUAACAAAUAAACUAUAAAUAAGCAAAUUAAAA
Messenger RNA from Zeugodacus cucurbitae (melon fly), 1246 nucleotides. Its product is annotated as thioredoxin, mitochondrial. Gene Ontology annotation, molecular function: oxidoreductase activity, acting on a sulfur group of donors, disulfide as acceptor. The transcript has 4 exons. NCBI's taxonomy places the organism in Eukaryota, Metazoa, Arthropoda, Insecta, Diptera, Tephritidae. The record is from RefSeq and is a predicted model, not a curated record. The coding region runs from base 464 to 970 and encodes 168 amino acids. Gene Ontology annotation, cellular component: cytoplasm.